AUGGCUGCUCUGGCUGUCCUCAACGACCAGUCCUCGUCCGCUGCCUCUGCUCCCCGUCUGCGGCUGGGAAAACACCCUUCGCUGCUCAUAAACUCCAAGUCGACCCCCUUCCACGCCUAUCCCCAGACCACCCGUUCGGAGAUAUACCAGCAUGGCUCCGGCGACGGCGAGGGUGACGGCCUCUACUUCUCUGGCGUCCUCAGCCAUAGUCUGGAGGUCCAGAAGGCCAAAGAGGCCACUGCUGCCACCGACGAGGCCCUCACCAACCUCGAACGCAGCCUCAACGCUUUUGAGAAGGGCAAGGAGUCUCGCCGGACACCGCUGAUUGCUACCAUCGACCAGAUGAGGGCCCUGGGCGCCGGGGACAGCAGGUCUGCCACGGGGAGAGAGGCCGCCAGCCUGGCCAGAAAGUCGACCAGCAGAGCAGACCAGCAGAAGGAACGCUUCUUCAAGAACGCCAAUGCGUCCAGGUCUACGCCCGCCAGCCCUGCUCUGCUCCCUCUCUCGCCCCUGCUUCCCGCUGCUUCCACCGCCCCCCAGACGGUCGACAAGGACAGCCAGCGUCUCGAGGCCAUACGGACACCGCUCAUACACCUACUCGCCAUACGGCCCGUCUCUGCCAAGUUUCUUGCCGCUCGAACCCGCUGCAACACCGCCGACGUGCUCGCCCUGACGAACAAGCACUGCACGCCCAACCGUCUCGACGGAUCCAAGUUCGACCUCAAGGACAAGGCCUACAAGGACCUCGAUGUCUGGUCCUUCCCUUAUCCGACUGACGAGGAGAGGGCGGAGGUGAUCGAGAACGCCAUCUCCGCCUUUGACCGGAUGCGUAUAUCCAAAGGUGACCGGCUCUGGCAGAUGUUGCUGCCCAAACACGAACGAGGCAAAGGCAAGGUCCUCUCCCGACUCAACCUACGUACCCAGCCACAGACACAGCAGCCUCGUCUGCACGCUCACGAAGAAGGUGGAUAUGGCACCGGUAACGAGUCGGAGGGCCCCGGUGCAGACAAUGCCGCUACCAACGCCACUGCCACAGCAGCCAUGCCGCAGACACAAACUACGAAACCGGCGACAAAGAAGAGAGGAGGGCUGGAAAAGGCCCUCUCCUCCAAACGCGGCGCGAAGCCAAAGUCGACACCCACUACGCUUACGGGUAAGGUGACCAAGAAGACGGAGAAGAAGACUCCCGCCACGGGUUCCGCCGCAUCCCUAAAGUCGCGGGAUGGCGACCGAUUCAAGUCUGCCGAGUUUGUGCUCGACUCGGAUGAGGAGGACACGGGUAGCAACAGCACCAACAGCAACAAGACUAAGCCUGCCCCUGCAUCGACCGCCACCCCGACCGCCCAGCGCGGCCGGCCUGCGAAGACAAAGAAAAUGCCCGCCAAACGACAGCCAACCACAACAACAACAACAACCACCACCAAUGCAGCAACAGCAUCUUCUACUACUACAAGACAGAUCAAGGCGACUUCACCGCUUAAGCCAUCUCCCCUGGGCUCAUCUCCUCCCACCAACGCUUCCGACGUCGACGGCCACGCCCGCACAUCGAGUACACAGUCACACUCUCAUUCACAUUCCAAUUCACACUCCUCCAGCUCCUCAUCACCUCUAAUACACCAUCUGCCGCGAAAGGCACCCCCGGCGCAACCGGCCAAGUCACGGCCAACACCCCCUUCUACAUCCACAUCCGCAUCCACCUCCACAUCCGCCAAGCCAGGCGCACUCAAACGAAAGACCCGGCCAGUUGAAGAUACCCGCCCACCCACCUCCUCCACUGCCAUCGGCCUAGGAAUCCAUGCAUCCGAACCUAAACGCCGCCGCCCGUCCUCCAUCUCCUCAACAACCACUUCUUCUCUCUCUCAACCUGAAUCAAUGCACAGCGGGUCUGGCUCUGGCUCAGCAUCUCCACCAAUCUCACAGACCAUCCUCCGUGCCCGGCUGCGCGCCAAAUCGGCACAGUUCAAACAGUACUACGCCAAAUACCGGAUCCUGCACGAGGAGAUGGUAGCCCGGUCGCGCAGCGGAAUGGACUUUGACGUGGAUGUCGAGCAGAUCCGCAAGCUAGAGAGACAGCAUGCCCACCUGCAGAAGAUGAAGCAGGAGAUCUGGGACGAGGAUCGGAGGUUACGCAUGUCUUCGUAGUUAGACCUUUUUUUU
Messenger RNA from Microsporum canis CBS 113480, 2157 nucleotides. RefSeq lists its product as hypothetical. Bases 1 to 2142 code for a protein of 713 amino acids. The record is from RefSeq and is a predicted model, not a curated record. Lineage: Eukaryota; Fungi; Ascomycota; Eurotiomycetes; Onygenales; Arthrodermataceae. The transcript has 2 exons.